GUUAUGGCAGAACCCCAUACAGACAGUGAUCAGUGUCCGAGACAGGCGGGUCUUUAAUAACGUGGUUUCUAUCUGCAGGUGUUAUGGCAGAACCCCAUACAGACAGUGAUCAGUGUCCGAAACAGGCGGGUCUUUAAUAACGUGGUUUCUAUCUGCAGGUGUUAUGGCAGAACCCCAUACAGACAGUGAUCAGUGUCCGAGACAGGCGGGUCUUAACUGAUAUGAGGAUCAGUGUUGAGAGACCCUUUCUCAGUGACUGGAACCUUCACAUACGUAAUGUCUCGGUAACAGACAGAGGGGAAUACAAGUGUCAAAUAAACACAGAUCCUGUGAGAUCAAAAAGGGUGAAGCUAGUUGUCCAGGUUCCGCCAACCAUUAUAGACUACACAGAAUCCAAUGACGUGAAGGCACGCGUGGGUGACCAUGUAGAACUCAUGUGUAAUGCAACAGGGAUACCACCCCCUGUUAUCACCUGGUACAGGCUAAACGUGUGGACAUCGAAAAUUAGAGAAAAGGUUGGAAAAGAAGGGAACGUGUUACGUAUACACAACAUCACGCAGUCGUGUGCCGACACCUACGAGUGCUUGGCCAAUAACAGUGUUCCACCCGUCAUGAAUAGACAGAUUCAGGUCACCGUCGAGUAUCCUCCUCAAAUUCGCCUGCUCAAUUCCCGGAUAAGUCAGAUGGUUGACAAGGAGACAAUUUUGGAAUGUAAAAUCAGUGCCUCACCUCUCGGUGUUACAUCAUGGACUAGGAAUAACAAACGUCUCACUAACAGUAUUAAAUAUGAGCUUGAUAUUUACAACGACGGCCAAGCCAAUGUCACACUCAGUCUGCGGAUAGCUCACAUAGAUCGUUCUGAUUUCGGAGACUACGUCUGUGAGGCCUCAAACAGUUUAGGAAAAACAAAAGCGAUUAUGAAGCUUGUAGAGGUAUUUCCAAUAACGACAACAACACCUGCUCCGUCAACGACGACGACAAUACCACGACACAUUGUUGUCCUGGAUGACAGCAAUGAUGACCGUAAGAGAACGCAUGGCAGAAAUAACUGGGACGGCAAUAAUGGCUUCUUGGAUGAAAACAAAUGGCAAAGGACCAACUGGAAUACACAAGCACCGGGUAAAAAGACCCGUCACCCCAGUAUCCAGAUACCCAGACAGAAAACACAGUGCAGAACAGCCACUCACAGGUGUUUACGGCACAGGGUCGUAUAGUGCUGGAGCUAAACACGCUGCAUCUUUAGUGAGUGUUGUUCUAGCAGUUAUGAUGUCAGUUGCCUUCAGCUGCAGGUCUAGUGCUUCAAACAGUCAGUAAUAUUCACUCACGAAAGACUGUUUGGAUAAACGGAGAAAUGCAAACACAUUUUGAACGAUGUGAUCUGGUGACAAGGGUUUGUGGAGGAUACCAUCACUGUUGACAGAUGUGCAUAUAGAGACUGUGGUCCUGUGGUCGUUCAGAUGAACAUUUCUUCCUUCAAGGAACUGCUAGACAUAUCUUCAGUGCGAAGAAUACUAGGAUGGGAUCCUGUGUGGGACACUACUGUCUUGAGGUGGAUGUUAUGUCCAACACCGAGGUAGCCGAUUCUAAGCUGUAUAUGAAUAACUACAUGUGGACGAUGUGUUCUUUAACGAAACUCCAGGAUAAACGCAACCAAAGAAAUAUGGCUACAAAAUUAGAUUGUUUUGUUUCAUACAUUAUGUGCCUCUUAGGUAGAGGUAUAUAACAUGUUUAUGUAGACUUUCGAACUUGGGUAGACGCACAACGAUGAGGCUAUUCCAUCAGAAAGUGUGAUCACUCUCGUGCUUUAGCUCAGCCAUUUCGAGGAUACAAAAUGGAGUGAAAGUAACUGAAGUAGUGAGGCAUGGAACACAAGAGGAAACGGACCUAUUUGAUUUUUCCAUUGUAUGAUUUAAAGGACACAUUGUUUGCUCAAAACAUAUGGAAAGUCAUGUGUAUCAAUAUUCGUAUCCGAGUGUUAAUGUAUGCCCCAGCACAAGAUAGGAUCAUGCUUUGUUAAACUAGUAACGGAUAUGAUUGUAUGACUGGUUCUAUUUUGUGACAAGAGGUAACUCAUGAUUUCCAGUUGACCUUGAAUAGCAAAUAUGAACUGGUUCAAAAGAUGGACGUAGUUGCAUAACAUGUUUGCCUUUCUCCCUAGAGAGGACGACAUGAAUCCAUUCUUCCCCAGUUCCUUUUUCGACAAUCACACGAUGCUAGUGAAUACUGAAGUCACGGCAGUUUCUAUGUAUAGAGGUCUAUGGAGUUUCGUGGAAGUCAACUUUUAUUUUCAACACAAACAACCAAACAAGAGAUGAAGUAUUUUUACAUUGGUAAUGUAUAUUUGUUUAGAGUUACAUUUGGAUGACCUUUAUGAUGUUGUGUGUUGGAAGCAUAAGCUAUAUCACGAUGACUCAGUAAUCGUUUUUGUAUUGAGAUACUUCAUCUGACUUCAUAAAUAAAUCUUAACACAAAACAAUUUGAUACUACCCAUGACAAAAUUACUCAUUACACGGUAGGAACAUUACGCGGGUGUAUCCCGUCAUUCUUGAGUACAAGUGAUCUUGAUUAGUUGUGUACUGUGGGUACUAUGAUAUCAGUGUUUGGGUGACAACAAACAGAUGACAUCUGACACCCUUGUGACACCCUUGUGACAAUCCAAGGUAACUGGUUUGCUUGUCACCCCAGACGUAUCCCAAGCCUUACUUUAGGUUGAGGCAGUAUUGGGUUUGUAAUUUAGUCUUGCGGUACUCUCACCUUCCAGUUGUCUUGGAUCAUGUUUUAGAAAUCCCAAGUGACUGAAUGUACUUAAACGCUGAUCGUUGUGGCGCACAUCAGCUUAUUUUUAGGACUUGGUUUUAUUUACAAUUGUGUCGCAGGCCUGUUAUCAAAGUAGUCUGUUCUACGCCAUGGUGCAUUUGAAUAUAGCUACAUUUAGUUGUUGAAUUAAACAAGGCGGCCACUGAUGUGCUUGAUAUCAUUCUCGGUAAACGAGUAUGAGAAAACAUUGUAGGUUUCAUUGGGUCCCUACUUAUUGAAAGUGUUUGUUAUUCAUAUAAAUCAUAAGGUAAGCCAGGUUUGCUGUCUGUACCUCCAGGGUAUGCACAUUUUUAUAUUUUCAAUGCUCGGGUCCAAGCUUACAUUUACUCUCUCAAUGUGUUUAAUAAUAUGUCAGCAAUAGCGUUUACAUUUCAAACAGUGAAACAAGCCUAGUUUCUUGAUCAUAUCAUGAUAAACGUUAUUUCAAAACUCAUCACAAUAUUCUAAUAUGUUCUGUCUUUACCUGUGAUUUUUACUGUAAUUCAUAUCUUUAAUGUUUGUCAUGUGUUCUUAAGGACACACGCCAAACUCCAUUUGCCAACAGAAUGGAUUAUUGUUGGUGGUUUGAUGCUUGUAUGUAGCAUGUUGAUUGGUAUUACGUAUUUUGAGAAGAAUCAUGACACAGCAUACAUACUUGAUGGGUUCUCUUUGUAUAUAGUCCGGCUAAUAUAAAAGAUAAUGUAUUUUAUUUGUUCAUUUCUACGAGGCCUAUCAGCUAGGUAUUAAAAGCCUCAUUAUGCUUUCGUGGACUGAAAUGUUUUUUUUCGUAAUUUACUGUAAAUAUUAGUUGAGUCAUUAAAAUGUUACAAAAUGUUA
Molecule: messenger RNA, 3633 nt
Organism: Haliotis rubra (blacklip abalone)
Lineage: Eukaryota; Metazoa; Mollusca; Gastropoda; Lepetellida; Haliotidae
Product: lachesin-like
Exons: 6
Coding region: 222-1214 (330 amino acids)
Cellular component (GO): neuron projection
Source: RefSeq, a predicted model, not a curated record